This is a messenger RNA of Archocentrus centrarchus (flier cichlid), 755 nucleotides long. It is a transcript of the gene c4h1orf146, whose product is annotated as chromosome 4 C1orf146 homolog. The transcript is spliced from 5 exons. Bases 107 to 658 code for a protein of 183 amino acids. The record is from RefSeq and is a predicted model, not a curated record. Gene Ontology annotation, biological process: synaptonemal complex assembly; reciprocal meiotic recombination. Gene Ontology annotation, cellular component: chromosome. NCBI's taxonomy places the organism in Eukaryota, Metazoa, Chordata, Actinopteri, Cichliformes, Cichlidae.
UUUGCCCGCAGCGCCCUCUGGCGGCGGCUCAAUCCUGCAGGAACAGUUUGGCGCCAAAAAGUGUCUCAUCGGAAACGCUUCAUCCACCUGUCCUAGCAGGUAGGUAAUGGCGACGGGCGGAGGAGCAGCUGCUCAGUGGAAAACAACGAUUAUCGUCAGCGCUUCGCUGCAGAGUCAUGAAUUAAUCAGGAUGCUAAACGCUCAGCAGCACCGGAUCCGGUUUUCAGACCGUGUUGAGUCCGGAGUCUUUAUUUUCCCCCUGUCAGGUACUGCAUUCCUGUUGGUUGACUCUGAGGACCUCUCAGGGCCCUCUGAGGACUCAGCACUCACUGAGAGAAUAGAGAAGUUUGUGCAAGUCCACCGCAACUGCUUUUUACUCCUUCAUGCUCCGUUUGACGGGAAAAAGGAGCUGGAGACGUUGGCUGGGAUUCAAACCAGGUUCUUUGGCAGCAGUCUGAGGAUCUUGCCUGUGCGAAACGGUGCUGAAAUUGUUAAAGGGAUGUUGACAAUCGCCAAGGCCACCAGUAAGCCCCAUGUAGACACGAUCCGGGACCGGAUGUCUCUGGCUCGGGCUCACAUCAUUGAAAGCAGUCCUGUGUGGGAGAUGCUAAGAGACGUACUGCAGAGCUCAGCAGGUGAUGCGGCAGGUUUUAUUUGAUGCUAGCACAAGAGCAGAGGCUUCAGCGUGCAGUAUCAGGAGCGUACUCGCUUUAUUCAGCCACACACAGCAAACCAAAUAAAAGCAUCAGAAAGAA